AUGGCGACCAAGCAGAGCCUCCUCGCCGCCGCAGCCGUCUGUCUCCUCCUCCUCCUCCCCCUCCCGGCAGCCUACGCCGUCACCGAUGUCGAGUACUGCAAUAAGGGCAAAAACUACCCGGUGAAGGUGAGCGGCGUGGAGAUCGUGCCUGAUCCGGUCGAGCGCGGCGUGCCGGCCACCUUCAAGAUCUCCGCUACAACAGAUAAAAACAUCACCGAGGGGAAGCUGGUUAUUGAUGUUAAAUAUUGGAUCUUCAAUGUUUACUCUGAAACGGAUGACAUCUGUACGAAGACCCAAUGCCCGGCAACUUCUGAUUUUGAGCUAUCUCACUCGCAAACCUUACCAUCAAUCACUCCACCGGGUUCUUACACCAUUCAGAUGAAGAUGCUCGGAAAGCACGAUGAGGAAUUGAGCUGCAUCUCCUUCGGGUUCAACAUUGGCUUCCUUGCGCCGGUUGCCUUGAGUUGA
This is a messenger RNA of Triticum turgidum subsp. durum (durum wheat), 468 nucleotides long. The record is from the annotation of a GenBank genome assembly. Lineage: Eukaryota; Viridiplantae; Streptophyta; Magnoliopsida; Poales; Poaceae.